CGAUGAGUGAUCGAUUGUCUUUGCGUUAAGAUGUUAUGUGAUAUCUGAUAUUUCGAAAAUGUUUCUGUCAAAAAAAUCUAAAAGUUUCGGUGUGCUAACCUUUCUUUUUUGUAAAUUUUAUGAUAUUAAUUAUUCAAUUCAAUAUAAAUUUUUAUUUCUAAUGUCAAAUAACGAAAUCAAAAAAAGAAUGGUGGAUUGCAUGUUAAAUAUACCAAUAAAGUGUUUUAUAAGUUUAGCCUGUUAAAAGUAUCAGAGUCGUUUGCGAUGACGUAAAAUAUAAUCUAGAAUAUAACAGGAUGAACAAAUCGAGAGUAGGGUCAGAAUAUAUUCCGUUAGUGGGAGACGACAUGUUGCAAACACGAUACGUUUUACAUUUUGCUAAAUUAGCAUGGUUUACAGUAUCUUUACCUUUUUUCGCAUUUUUAUUUUGUAUCACUUGGUCUGUUGUAUAUAAUUUUGAACAUUCUACUUCCACACAUUGUAAAGUUUAUAAUUUUUUACCAUCUGUAUCUGCUGCGAUUGGACAUUAUAGGCCACAAAGAGAUGUUUGGAAAAUUGCAAUAGCUUUGCAAGCAGUGGUAAGAAUUUUAGUAUUAAUAAUGUAUCGCCGUUAUUAUAAAGAACAUAUCUAUAAAUGGGCACAAAAUAUUUGUAAUGUUGCAACUAUUAUCUAUGCUAUUGAAAACAUAUCACUUAUAUCAUUAAGUUUUUGGACAUCCAAUGAGAAUUAUGUUUUUCAUAAAGUAUCUUUUAUAACAUUUUUAAUAACAUCUGUCAUUCAUAUGCAGAUAGCAUAUUAUAUAAUGAGAAACUGUCGUAAUAUUACUAAAGAAUCUUCUGAAGCUAUCUCUCUAAAAUGGAAGAGAAGAUCUAUGAUGUUGAAUUUAUUGUGUAUAUUAUUUGCAGCCUACUUUUUUUACAGACAUAAUAAAUAUUGUGAACCUUUAGUUUACUCUAUGUUUGCAUUAAGCGAAUAUGGAGUUGUUCUUUCAAAUAUAGGAUUCCAUUCAACAACAGCUUGGGAUUUUGCAAAUUCUUCUCUUAUGAUAUCAGGAAAAGGGUUUAGGAUAAUUUAAUAUUGUACAAAAAUUAUCAUUUUUAAACAUCUCUAUGAAAGAAAUUAUUUUGACUAAAAAUAUUCCCAAAGCAAGCGUCAUCGUUUGUGUGAAAUACAGAAGUUACAUGCAUAUUUGUAAAAAGAAAAAAUAGAAGAAAAAUUAAGAAAUGAAAAA
Messenger RNA from Apis mellifera (honey bee), 1232 nucleotides. Its product is annotated as post-GPI attachment to proteins factor 2. The transcript is spliced from 5 exons. Gene Ontology annotation, biological process: GPI anchor biosynthetic process. Bases 297 to 1076 code for a protein of 259 amino acids. The record is from RefSeq and is a predicted model, not a curated record. Lineage: Eukaryota; Metazoa; Arthropoda; Insecta; Hymenoptera; Apidae. Gene Ontology annotation, cellular component: endoplasmic reticulum membrane; Golgi membrane.